Molecule: messenger RNA, 345 nt
Organism: Metopolophium dirhodum (rose-grain aphid)
Lineage: Eukaryota; Metazoa; Arthropoda; Insecta; Hemiptera; Aphididae
Exons: 3
Coding region: 1-345 (114 amino acids)
Source: RefSeq, a predicted model, not a curated record
AUGACAGUUAUUCAUGCAGAUGAUGAUAAUGUAAAUAUGGAUGUAUUAUUUCCAAUAAGAGAUGAAGACAAAUUGCAAGUGUUUGAAGAAAAAUCAAAAGAUUUUGAUUUUAGAUCAACUUUGGAGGGUAAAAUUGCAUUACUAGUAGGUAAUAAAGAUCUUGGUAAUAGUAUUAGGAGAAUUAUGACGCGCAUGUUUGAUGAUCAAUUCCUAUAUGCAUUGAGAAAACAUCUUAAAUACAAACACAACACAGAUAAGGAGAUUGAUAUUCCUUUAGGAACAUGGCUUGCUCACACCCCAUUUAGGUUAAAAACAAAAAAACAAUCGGAAGAAGAGGAACAAUAA